Messenger RNA from Ceutorhynchus assimilis (cabbage seed weevil), 1046 nucleotides. Lineage: Eukaryota; Metazoa; Arthropoda; Insecta; Coleoptera; Curculionidae. The record is from the annotation of a GenBank genome assembly.
AUGGGAAAGAAGAAAGAAGAUGUGGUAGAAAAAUUGACCCAAGAAGAAACUGUUCAAAGGAAAUUGAAAUUUCAGAAAUGGUCACUGAUUACCAAAGUCAAAACAAUGUGUGUGGUAAUUUUGAUAAUACAGCUUACAAGUAAUAAUGGUGAAGUAGUGAAUGCAAAUAUGGCUUCAAUAGUAGGAUCUUCCGCUUUCAACGAUUGUCCACUUCCGUAUGAGAAACUAAGCUCCAAAGGUGGAUGUACCACCCUACACAGCGAAAAGUCACUGGUUUUGCUCACAGGUGGAGAAGAACAUACUACUAUCUAUCAGAGUUUGCUGGGCGAAGGAGUGAACACAGAACCGUUAUACACAAAAGCAAUACAAAACUUAGUUGGCAAAUAUGGAAAAACAUUUACUUGGGAUAUUAAAAGCAAAAUGAUGGGUCUUCAUCAUAGCGAAGGAGCAAAAUACAUAGUCAAAGCCCUCGAUUUGCCUUUGACAUGGGAGGAAUACGACGAAUCCAUUCAAGAAGAGUACAACAUUGUUCUAGCAAAUCCCGAUAUUUUUCCCGGUGCAAAGAAAUUAGUAGAUCACCUUUCCAAGCACAAGAUUCCUAUAGCAGUAGCUACUUCGUCGUCAAUGGACAGUUUUAAAUUGAAAUCGGCAAAUCACAAAGAGUUUUUCAAGCUUUUCGAUCAUAUAGUUUGUGGCGGCUCCGAUCCGGAAGUGAAACAUGGAAAACCUGCUCCUGAUAUAUUUUUAGUAGCAGCAGAAAGGUUUCCAUCCAAACCGAAUGCGGAAAAUUGUCUAGUGUUUGAGGAUGCACCGAAUGGCGUUAAAGCAGCUGUAAGUGCGGGCAUGCAAGUGGUUAUGGUGCCAGAUGAGAAUAUUGCCGAGGAUCAACGCAAAGGUGCAACUGUGGUAGUGUCCUCGCUGGAUUUAACACCUUUAGAGAAAUUUGGCCUUCCGUCUCUCAAAGAAACAUGAUAUUGGUGGAUCGAAUUUAAUUUUGUGUAUACCUUUAUAUUAUAUUAGAAGAAUAUAUACAUAGUUAAGCAUUA